AGCCUAGAUUCUAUUGGUUUAUAUAUAUUUCUUAUAUAGAUUUAACCAAUCAGAAACGGCGUAAUAUAAUUUCAUCCGGAAGUGAUCAUUUUCGCGGGAGGAAAACAAAUCACCAAGAAAAAGACGAAAACUUGCAGUAAAUAUCCGAAAUAUGGAGCAAAUGGAAGUUGAUAAUGUCCCUGCUACUUCCGAUGCAACAAAUAUAAAACCUACGAAGUCAACAAAAAGCACAUAUAGCUAUGAGCUCCCUUGGGUAGAGAAGUAUCGUCCCGUCAAACUUCAUGAGAUCCAAGGCAACGAGGAGACAAUUAGUAGACUUGAAGUAUUCGCUAAGGAGGGAAAUGUGCCAAAUGUUAUUAUUGCGGGUCCUCCAGGUACUGGGAAAACCACAAGCAUACUUUGCCUGGCGAGAGCAUUACUUGGUCAAUCUUACAAAGAUGCAGUUUUGGAACUGAAUGCUUCAAAUGACAGAGGUAUUGAGGUUGUGAGAAACAAGAUCAAGAUGUUUGCUCAACAUAAAGUCACAUUACCUAAAGGACGACAGAAGAUCAUCAUAUUGGAUGAGGCUGACAGUAUGACAGAUGGAGCGCAACAGGCCUUGAGGAGAACAAUGGAGAUUUACUCCAAAACAACAAGAUUUGCAUUAGCCUGCAAUGAUUCUGCUAAGAUAAUAGAACCCAUACAAUCUAGAUGUGCAGUCCUCAGAUAUACCAAGCUAACAGAUGUUCAGGUUUUAAGUAGACUUUUGGAAAUCUGUGAAAAAGAAGAUGUCAGCCAUACAGAUGAUGGUUUGGAGGCCAUUGUAUUCACAGCACAGGGAGAUAUGAGGCAGGCCUUGAAUAAUCUGCAGUCCACCUCCCAGGGGUUUGAACUUGUGAACAGUGCUAAUGUUUUUAAAGUUUGCGAUGAGCCACAUCCACUAUUGAUAAAAGACAUGCUCUCACACUGUGUCAAUGGCAACAUAGACGAGGCUUACAAAGUAAUGGCUCACCUCUGGAAGUUAGGCUACUCUCCCGAAGACAUUAUAACAAUUAUAUUCAGAGUCUGUAAAACACAUAAUAUGCCAGAGUAUGUGAAACUAGAGUUUAUAAAGGAGAUAGGAUACACACAUAUGAGAAUAGCAGAAGGAGUCCAGUCUCUGUUGCAGAUGUCCGGGCUACUAGCAAGACUUUGUAAAAUAACAGCUUCAUCAAAUGUGUUAUCGCAUUAGAAUUUAGUGUAUUACACUUAACAAUCUCAGUUACAGAUGUUGGGGCUACUAGUGAACGAUCAAAAAAGACUACAUCAAAUACCAGUAUAUUUACCUCAACAUGAAAUGAUAAUUGCUAUAUUGUGAGUCUGAGCUCUAAGUUUAUGUGUCCAUGCUGUCUGAUGUCAU
Owenia fusiformis is the source of this 1378-nucleotide messenger RNA. The record is from the annotation of a GenBank genome assembly. NCBI's taxonomy places the organism in Eukaryota, Metazoa, Annelida, Polychaeta, Sabellida, Oweniidae.